Molecule: messenger RNA, 2505 nt
Organism: Erythranthe guttata (spotted monkey flower)
Lineage: Eukaryota; Viridiplantae; Streptophyta; Magnoliopsida; Lamiales; Phrymaceae
Product: putative LL-diaminopimelate aminotransferase, chloroplastic
Biological process (GO): biosynthetic process
Molecular function (GO): transaminase activity; pyridoxal phosphate binding
Source: RefSeq, a predicted model, not a curated record
UUUUUUUUUUUUUGCAAUUGGAUGGAAAAAACCGUACUCUGAGUCUGCGAAUUCAACCAUAAUUAUCAAUUAUGCACAGCUGGACUAGAAAAUACGGUGAAUGUAUAAGCCUCCAACGUUGUAUAGAAUCUUUACUAAUGUGAAAGUAAAGUGUGGAAAAAAAAGCCCCGAUUACUUUUAUUUGUCUCUAUGUCUUUUUAACCACUUGUAAAGUCAAAAUCGUAGUUUUGAAUGUUUUUCUUUGCUGCAUGGAAAUGGAAGACGAGGACAUUUUCCUAUUGACAUUUCAAAGAUGGAAGAUAAUAUUUGUCAUGUGCAUUUAAGAUUAGUAAUAUGACUUCGAUUUCUUGCUGCAUGGCUAUGGUUUAAUGCAUAGGCAUCCAUAUUAACUGUUGGAUCGAUUUCUCUUCAGUACAACUUGAAUCUAAUGCACAGUAAAAAAAAUUGGAUCAAAUUGCACAUAUAACAACUCAACCACACUUAUAAUCUCGUUGUGUUAUAUAUCUUCCGAAUUGGUUUGCGAUUAUCUGGCGGUACAUUAAAGUAUUGCUAUGUUCUCGAGGGAGUAUUUGGUCAAACUCUAUACUUUAUAAGUUUCCUUUACUGAAGUGCACGACUAUCAAAGCCAUAGCACAAAGUUUUGGUUUUCCGUUGAUUGUUUUUGGUGUAUAGAACAAUUAACUAAGGGAAGAAAUCACAAGUAGGAGCUUUUAAAAAGGUAAUCUUGUUCUGGUCUAUGUUUUGUAAAUUACGCGGAUGCCAUAAUCCAACAACUACGAAUGGAGAAAAGAGACCAUGGAAUAUCAUCUAUGUUUCUGAACCACUAGAUUUUUUUCGCACGUGUGAACACGUAAAGUUUAAAGGACCAAAAAUUACAGGACUUAUUCAAGGCAUUCCUACUUUGACAUCAGACGAGGAUGCAACCUGAGAGCGACACAACCUUUUCUUUUGCUAUUAGCACGAGUAUAAAACUCGGUCGCCCCUCCAUUCGUAAAAUCUUCACAUCACAAGACAAUGGAAACGUUACAAGUUAUCGUACAAAAGUUGCUCGUAAUCCAACAUUGGAGAGGCUGCAAUAUAACUAUUUGUUCCCUGAGAUUUCUGCACGUGAACUCGAGCACAUUAAGAAAUAUCCUAAUGCAAAAGUGAUCAGCCUUGGGAUUGGUGAUACUACGGAGCCAUUACCAGAUGUUGUGGCUUCGAGCAUGGCUAACUAUGCACACAGCCUCUCAACACGUACGGGUUACAGGGGGUAUGGAGCUGAACAAGGUAGCAAGGAACUAAGGAAAGCAAUAGCAGAGACAUUCUACAAAGAUAUGGGCAUAAAAGACACGGAAGUAUUUGUAUCAGACGGUGCACAGUGCGAUAUAUCUCGUUUGCAGCUUCUCUUUGGAUCUAAAAUGUCCAUUGCGGUUCAAGAUCCAAUUUUUCCGGCCUAUAUAGAUUCAAGCGUGAUAAUCGGACAGGCUGGCGAUGUCGAGAAAGAAUCGGGGUCGUAUAAAAAUAUCCAGUACAUGAAAUGUGAACCCGAGAAUAGUUUCUUCCCCGAUCUCUCGAAAACCGGUAGAACAGAUGUUAUCUUCUUCUGCUCUCCAAACAACCCCACUGGCCAUGCAGCAUCUCGUCAGCAAUUAGAACAAGUCGUUCGAUUCGCACAAGAGAAUGGAUCCAUCAUCGUAUACGACUCGGCAUAUGCUGUUUAUAUUUCCGAUGAAAGUCCUCGUUCGAUAUACGAAAUUCCCGGGGCUGAAAAGGUUGCUAUAGAAGUCUCAUCCUUCUCCAAGAUUGCUGGAUUCACCGGGGUCCGCUUAGGCUGGACCGUAGUGCCAAAAGAACUCUUGUACUCGAAUGGAUUUCCUGUAAUAAACGACUUCAAUCGAAUUGUAUGUACAUGCUUUAAUGGAGCUUCGAGAAUAGCUCAAGCAGGUGGGCUAGCUAGCUUAUCCAAAGAGGGUUUUAAGGCUGUAAUCUCACUUAUCGACUACUACAAGGAGAAUGCCGAGAUUCUGUUGGAGACUUUUAAGUCGAUGGGGUUGAGAGUUUACGGAGGCGUAAACGCGCCGUAUCUUUGGGUGCAUUUUCCCGGUUCGAAUUCUUGGGACGUGUUUGGUGAAAUUCUCGAGAAAACGCACAUAAUUACAGUUCCGGGGAGUGGAUUUGGUCCAGCUGGGAAAGAGUUUAUAAGGGUUACUGCAUUCGGUCAAAGAGAAAACAUACUUGAAGCUUCGAGGAGGCUAAGGAGCUUUCUCUAACGCAUACGUAAAAUGCUCUAUAUAUUCAAGAAAAAAUCGGAAUAUUGCUAUUUUCGUCGUGGAACUUCGUAGUUAAUUUAGCAUAUUUCGGUUUUUAUACUAGCAAAAAUCGAGCAUUUUUUUAUUAUUAUUGUUUUCUUUUAAUAAUAAAAGACUGAAAAGAGCAAAGUUUCAGCAUUGUAUCCUGUAACUAGUUUGAAAUUUCUUUAAUAAAAUUGCAUUAAUAUAUAUAAUCAUAGAUGCUAUAGCCUCA